Molecule: messenger RNA, 11696 nt
Organism: Cinara cedri
Lineage: Eukaryota; Metazoa; Arthropoda; Insecta; Hemiptera; Aphididae
Source: the annotation of a GenBank genome assembly
AUGGUGGGAGCCCUGGGCGAGGUGGUGAGAUGAUUCAUGAUCGAGCGUUUUUGUUAAAUGGUCCCAUAAAAAAUUGAUGGAUCUAGUUAUUGAAUCAACUGUAUUACCUAUUUACUUGCAGCACUGGUUCUUUUACCUUGUAUAUUUUGAACCUACGGCUCGGUUACCCUGAAAUAACCAAAAAUUUGUUUUACAAAACCACGUCGGGUAGGUUAUAGAGAAAAAACAAAUUAAUUUUGUUUCAAAAAAUAAAAUUAAGUGUAAUGUAGUUUUUUUUUAUAAGUUUUAAAAUCAAAUUUUGAUGAUACUCGUUAGGUUGGUUACUAAUUAUUAAGUAUUCUUGCUUUGUACAACAUUAAUCCUUUAAUUUCUGUGGUAUAGGCAACUUAAAUUACACACCAACCAUGAUACUUUUCUUAUCAAUAAAAGCACAUAGCUUUAGGCCUAACUUCACGUAUGUUAAUUUUUUAGUAGUUUAGCAAUUAUAUACAAUUAUACAAAUAUUAGGAAUAUUAUUCUUAUUACAUUAUCGGGUAGGUAAAAAUAACAUAAACUAUUAUUUACUUCUAUAGUAAAGGUAAUAGGUAAACAGUUUCCGAGAACUUGUUUUAUUAUAAAAAUAUGUCUAUUCAAUAUUCACCUACUUUAGGUUGUUGAAAAGAUGGUUGAUCUGUACAUAGACUGUGUGUUUAUGACACAUAUGUAUCUUUUAAAGACUAAUUUGUGACUUGCUUUUAUUACAAUAUCUAAUUAUAAUUAAUGUACGUACGACGUACCUACAUAAUAGUCUAAUUAUGAUUAUCUAUGCUAAAGAAAAAUAAAAUCUGUCAACAAUUACAGUGUGUAAGUAUCUACCUAUUAUAAUAAUUCCUACCUAGUUUCAGUAAUUACUAAUUAAGUAACAUGAUAUAGUUAUAAUAAUUUUUUUUAAGUAUAAUACGUUUAGAGUGUACAAUAUUUUAUAGAUUAUUAGCUAAUUAUACGUCAAUUUAUACUUAAAUAUUAACAAUACAGCAAACAAAUAUCUAAUAAUGAUUUAAAAACGAAGGUCUUUUAUUUAACAACUAUUUAUAAAUAUAAUUUUAUUAGUCAUAUUUAUAUUCAGACAUUUUUUUUUUCUAUUAAUAUGAUAUUUUAUCAUUGACAAUGCGCAACAAAUACAGAAAAAAAUUGUUUAUUGCUCAAUAUAAAUACAUUAUUUUAAUCUAUCAAUUAAAUAUUAUUAUUUAAUAACCGCAAUGGUCGUUUAAUAUCAUGCAUCGUAACAUUCCUAACCUAUGGAAUAUUAAUAUAAUAAUAUGAUCAAUAUUUAUUAGGUAGCUAACUAUAUAUAUAUGUUAUAAAUUAUAAAAAAAUUUAAAAAAUGGUUGGGAGGAAACAUAAUGACAAUGCGAAAAACAAAAUAUUUUCAAGCAGGGACUGAUACCUUCUGGUUUUUACGGUUCCGGUACUUAAUUAUUUUAUUAAGAGGUUCUAGUUCCAGUUCAGGUUUAUGCCAAUUUUUAUUUAAGGCUUCUGGUUCCGGUUCUGGUUUUGGAAAAUUAAUUUAAGAGUUUAAGGUAGGGUUCUAGUUCAAACCAGUCUUAAACGAUUCCAAAAAUGUAUAUAUUUUUAUUUAUUCGUGUACAGCCUAUUGAUGGUUAAGUGGCGUUGCUCAUGUUCUCUACGCAGGGGAAUAAUACCUGUGGAUGUUGAUUCCAUACUCACCGUGAGCAACUUUUCUUUAUACAGUCUACUGUCGAUGACCCCACAACUUGACAACCUGAACAGCUAACUGUUUGAAUGAUGGCUAAACCAGUAGGUAUGUUGAUGUGUUACAGAACCCUUAUUUGCUUCCCAAAUAGUCUGCAUUUAUCUUUUAUUAGCAAUAGGCGAUAAAAUAAUAAUAUACCAACCAUUGUAACUUAUUAGUACCUAUAGAUUAUUUUAAUUUUAACUUUAAUAUACAAAAGUAAAGUCCAUAAGUCAUAAUAUUACUUAUUAUGAUUUCACAAUAAAUAAACAGCUCUAAACAAAAAUAAAAAUAGAAUAUCAAAGCAGUCGUAUUUUAAUUUGUAGUAUAAGCAUUAUAGCCGAUAAAUUGAACAUAAGCGACUGAAGAGAAAACAAAAUAAUUUAACAGUGUAAAACCCGUUGUUUUAAUUUAAAAAUACGGGUUCCGGUUCCUAAUAUUUUAAGGGUUUUUGGGUUCCAGAGCCCAAAUUGAAAUUAAAAAAUGGUACAAUAUUUAUAUUGUCGAUAACUAAUUAGGCAUUAAUAAUAUUGAUUGGUAAUAACGUAUUAUUAUCAACUGUAUAGGUGUAGGCGUCUCCAGACAUUUUUCUAGGAGGGGCAAAAUGUAUAUUAUUCAGUAGCUACUAGCGGCUAAUAAUUUAUUGUCAUGUGAGCACUCAAACUACGAUAACAUAAACGAAUUCAAAAUUCUAGUUGGGAGGACAAAUGCACCGUCUUAUCCCCUCUGAGGACGCCCAUGUGUAUAGAUAAGCUAUUUGGUAGGUACCCACGUAUCUGUUAUGACGUUUAAAAAUUAUUAUUUGAAAUCAUUCAAAUAUGAAACACAUAAUAGUUAAUAAUAAAUACCUAGCCAUAACGAGAACAACUUUGAUACGUUGUUAUAUCUCAAUGUCUAAUACUAUUUAAUACAAAAGAUCGAAGGUACAACGUCAAUAUUAUUUCGAUGAUUGGUAACCGAAGACCUCCAUGUCUGUCGUACUAUGAAUAUAUUUUGCGCCCCAUGCAUUACAUGGGUCGUGGAUGACAGUACCGUAGAGCAGUAGUUCUCAACCGGGGUGACAUAGACCAAAUGUAGAGAUCUAUUUAUUUUAUUUUUAUUAAAAUUAAUAUCGAAUGAUUACUGGGCCUCACUGAAAAAAACUCGUAUGGACGCCCAGGGUUAUCUUGGUUUAUUAACUAAGAUAACCCUGAUAUAUUUACUAAUAAUUCUUGCUGAUACAGUUAAAUAUUAUUACAUUUUUAUAUAAAGACAAAUAAGGAAUUUUUCAUAAUAAAUACAUAAAUAAAUAAGUCAGAUUUCCUUUUAGAAAAAGUGCUAUCAUUAUAAAUCAGAGCAAAAUUGAUGGUGGAAAAUUUAUCAACAAAAGAAAAAAAAUCAUAUUAUUUUAUUACCUAAUAUUAUACUUCGUACAUUUUCCCGUUUUUCUGUCUUUUUUCGGUUUUUCACAUUCGAUGAGAAAACUCUCGCGAUAAUCGAAAAAUCAUCUUCUUAAAGUACCACCCCGAGAAAACUUCCUUUCAGAAAAGGGUCUACAUCUUAUAUCUUGUAGUAAGCUUUCUGGUAGAAAAAAUGUUCACACAUAAUAAACACCUUUGUAAAACCAUAAGCUUCUUCGCCCAUCCACUUAGAAUCUAAAAUAAUAUUAAAUGUUAUAACUAGGGGAGUGUGUACCGAAAACUCCCUUCAUAUUUUUUUGGAAACUAUCCAUAACCCUCCCCCCAUUGAAAAUUCCUGACAACGCCACUGCGGUAGGUAUACCUACCUAUGGGUAGAUGCACUGGAUAUACCUAGGUAGGUAUUGAUUACAAUGGUAUUACGAUUCGUUAGAAAGCGAUACCUAUUUAUUUUAUUGUAUCGUUCAUCGAUACAAUAAAUAUCUUAUAUGUGUUUACAAAUUUCUAAAGCAUUAUAUUAACAAAGUGUGUGUGUGUGUGUGUGUGUAGGUAAAUGAGGAUCGUGUUAUUGUCGACCUUUGAACCAGUAGGUCGAUGAUACCGACGGAUAUAACAAUUAUAUUGUCGUUGACAAAAAUCUAUGUACGGGAAAUCGCUCGACGAUUACGUGAUAUUUAUUAUUUUGUUGUAUAGAUAAUAUUUGACCGUGGCAAAGGGUAGAUGGCCGGGAGUGGGGGGCAGUAAUAGCUCUCUCACCGACAGGUUCGUCGUCGCCGACGAUUAUAUUUCGUAAAAUCGUUUGUCUUGACAUCUGCAAUCGAUAGUUGUCAGUGGGUAUGCGGGGUAACGUGGGCGCGCGGGCGACCGCAAAAUAGUAAAGCGAAAAAUCAUCACCUGAUAAAAUCAUAAAAUAUUUUUCUGUACAAAAUACUGUUGAAAUAAAAUAUUUUUCUUCUAAAAUACAGUUCGACGUAAAUAUUGGUCGGAUUAUUUAUUUUUUGACAGUUUUAUUUUUCUGAUAAUAAUUAUAAAUAUUUCUGAAAAUAUCAUUCUAACAAGGAAAAUUUACGAAGUCAUUCGUUAUUUUAUGAUAACGGACCACUACUGGGUUAUCUGAAUAACCGGAGCGUUAACAAUCCGUCACGUGACCGAAAUAAUGAUUUUAAUUUAUCUAUUCUGUGGUAAUGUUGGUCAUUUUGAAAAAAUGUUUAUAUGAUAUUUUUGAAGCUUAGAAUUUUGACCUGGCAACACUGCUUUACAAUAGUAUUGAAUUAUAUAAUAAUUAUUAUUAUACGGAUAUCAUAUAGUUUAAUGGGUCGUAAAUAUAAACAUUAAACACAGAAUAGAAUAUGCAUCGUUUAUUGUUAUCAGUAACUUCCGAUAAUAUUUUAGGUUAUCUUUCUUAGAUUUUCGUCGGUGGCAUUAUUCUCAUUUGUUUUUGAUUCAAUCAUUUUGUCCCUCCACAUAACAGGUCAGUUAAUUAUUCAUGAUUUAGUUUUUAGUGUUUAUUUUCUAAUUUUGUUUUGGAGCGUUGAAGAAAGUUACCGUUGUGACUGUAAUCAAAUUUUUCAAUUGCAAUUAACUGUGCUAUUUCCGACGGUUGUUAGAACGUUUUUUGUAACUGAUUAUCUUCGAAGUAUAUAAUUUUAAUAUUAUAUAUUUAGCAUAUUAGUAUUGCAUUGACAAUUGAGAACCACUAGGUAAUAUUACUAAAAAUAAAUUUUAGAUAUCUUAAUUUCAUUUAAUUCAUUCGUAAAUCUAUAGAAAUUAAUAAAUAUUUGUACUCUCCUUUUUUUUUUCUAUUUUUAUUAAGUCGCAUUCGCAUUUUUGUACAUUUAGGUUAAACAAAAUGACAUACUUCCUUUAUUGUACUUGUUAUAACUAAUAUUUUAUUACUUCGUUUUGUUUCGCAAUAGUAGCUUUUAAACUCAUUUACAUUAGCUGGCAACAAAUUGUUAAUUUUACUCUCUUCCAAUUUGUUUAAAUUUAUUCCCUCUUUCUUUUCCAUAAGUAUUAGACAACUCCUUUACGAUCAAAACAUCCCCAAUUUUGUAGUUAAAUUCUCAUGGAAUUUCAUUUAGGUACCCAUAACAAUAAAGUGGCCGACUAAAGGGUCUAUAUUUUAACAGCCGUUCCCCCACUCUAAUUUCUUAGACUGACUUAUGCCCUAUGCUUAGAGCUCAUAUAGAAAGUUGGUGGUUGAAUCAAUAGACUAUUUUGUCUCCUGAUAUAGGAAUAUUUCUCCAACAAUUCCUUUCAACCCAUGGUUCCAUUAUUUAGAACUUGGUAGAAAAACAAUUUCCUCUUUUACAUGCUUAAAAUUUGGACAUACUCUACUCUCAUCCCAUUUUUAUAAGCUUUCUUUAAAUGAUAUUCCUAUAUAUAUUCCAUGUAGUAUAUCACAUAACACUGCUAGAAAAAUCAGUGGAACAUGGUGACACACUAAAUUAUAAAAUGUUGUAUUAAUUGUAUUUAAGUAUUUACGAUAUUCAUAAAUACUGCCGUCCUAAAAAAAAAACGUGUAAAACUAUAAUAUUAAAAAUAAUAAAUUCGAUUUGUUACGUUUUUUUCUUAGUACAGCAGAAUACCUACCUAACUUUUUUUAGUAUACUCCAGGUUAAAAACUUAAUGUGAAUUUAUAGCUACAUUGGUAUACUUGACUAAUAAUAUUGCCCAAAUUAUUAUAGAUACCUAAUAUAUAUUUCAUAUAGGCUGAAAUAUCAUAAUUUUUACUGGUCAAUUUAAAAUAUUUUAUUCGUUUGUAUUUUUUAUUAGGACCAAAAUUUCAAUUGUUUAUUUAAAGUGAUGAAAGGAAGUUUUUGUGUCUGUAAUGUACAACAUAAAGAAAUCUGACAUUUUUGGAAUAUUUUUUAAUUUUAUAAUUUAAAUUCUAGACUUAAAAUAUUUGGGACAAAAUUAUUAACUAGUAGCGUUUUCUACUUUAUGAAUUUGUCCAUCUGUCUGCAUGCACUCUAUCUCUUAUACUGUUGCACAUUUUGAAAUGUGGUUUUCAGUUAUAAAAAUAAUUGUCUAAAUAUAUAUAUAUAUAUUGUGUAUAAGCAAUAUCGUAUUUGGGGAGAAUUUUAAGAUUUCAACAUUCCCCUAAAAACAUUUUUCCAAAAUUAUUAAUAUUUAUUAUUUUAAGAGAAAUGUUACUUAAGUUUAUGAUAAAAAAAAUUGAUGAUUUAAUUUAAAACAGUUUCAUACAUUGUCCUAUGACCUUAUGACUAUACCUAGUUGAUAUUUUUAAAUAAUUGUUAAAAAUUAUGUUUAGAUAUUUUUACAAUGGCAGAAAAUACUGCUAACCAAACUGACAUGAAUGAAUGGGUAUAUGAUUUUUCCCAAGAUUCAAAUAACGAAGAAAGCUUAGUAGAAGAAUUAAAUAAUACUAAAAUAAACAAUAACAAAGUAACUGAAAAUAUUGAUACGGAAAAACAAGAGAAUAACUAUGAUGUUGCUGAUAGCAUAAAUACACAAAAUAGCUGGCUUAAUCAAUUUGAACCAAAAAAUCAUAAUGAUAAUAAAGAUAAAACAGGUUUUAAGAAAAGAAGGGGAGGUUUUAAUAAAUCAAACAACGGUAAUAAUUCGUUUGAAAAUACAGCAAAUUAUGAUUCUACUUCAAACCAUUUCCAAAGUAAUGGUGUUGAACAUAUAAGAGUUCGCGGUCGUGGUUUUUUAAAAAAAUUAGCCCGGGAAAAUGAAUCAGGUAGGUUUGAAUAUAAUGUUCAGGAAGGUAAUACUGCUCCAGUCUACCGUGGUCGUGGAGGACGAGCAAAUCAUCGUGGCAGGGGAGGCAGAUUAAGAGAAACUUCAUCUGAUAGUUGUUAUGAAAAUGCAGAAGAAGGUCAUAACAAAAAAGAAAAUGAUAAACCCACAGGUUCAAAACCAGUUUACAUUCCUCCAGACAUUGAAAACAAAGAAUUAAUUUCUGGAAUUGAGGUAGGCCUUAAUUUUGACAAAUAUAAAACAAUUGAAGUAAAAGUGAGUGGAAUCAAUCCACCAGAAUGCAUGUCAUCUUUUCAUGAUUCUGGUUUAUGUGAUAUUUUGCUAAAGAACCUAUCUGAAUGCAAUUUUUCAACACCAACUCCUAUACAAAAUUACUCCAUACCCAUUAUAAUUGCUGGUAGAGAUUUAAUGGCUAGUGCUCAGACUGGUUCUGGAAAGACUGUAGGUAUUUUUUAACAUAUUAUAAAUUUGAAAAGUAUAUAAUUGAUUCAUUUUUUUUUUUUUUUUUAGGCAGCAUAUAUUUUACCUAUUUUACAUAAUUUACUCAGUGAACCAACAGAAUUGGUUUUUGAUGAAUAUCAUUGUGAGCCACAUGUCGUAAUUAUGGCACCUACUAGGGAAUUGGCAAUACAAAUUUUUGAAUGUGCGUGGAAGUUCAGUAACAGAACUAAUAUCAGAAAUGGAGUACUUUAUGGAGGAACAUCUAUCGCUCACCAAAAGUCUAAAAUACUCCAGGUAAAAGUUAUAAAUGGUUAUUUAAUAAUUUGUUUAAAAAACCUAUUUUUUUUUUUUCAUUCAGAAAGGAGUUCAUAUAUUAGCUGCUACUCCAGGGCGUCUAAAUGAUUUUGUUGAUAAACAUAUUGUCUCAUUUGCUUCAGUUAAAUUCUUUAUUUUAGAUGAAGCAGAUAGAAUGUUGGAUAUGGGUUUUAAGUCUAAUAUAGAACUUAUGAUCAAUCACCCAACUAUGAAAUCAAAUGUAAGUUUCCUUUGUAAUUAUAAUAUUAUUAAAACGUUAUAUAAAAUACAUCUCCAAUGAAAUAUUAAAAUUAUUUGAUAUCAACUUUUUUAUUUCGUUUUAUUUGUUUGCUUCAUUUAUUUUGAAUAUCUAUCUAAUACACAUUCAAUUUAUUUUAUUAUAGUUAUUUGUUGAUAAAUUUCAUUCAAAAAACAAAUAAAAUAAGUCAUAUUUAAAUUAUUUUUAAAAUUUCAUUAUAUUAAAACAUAUAUUUCACUAAAAUAGAAUACUAUUAGAAUGUAGUUAAUUAAUACAUAUUAUAUAAUUAUGAUUUACAUUUUAAUAAGUAUGAAAUAUGAAAACUUAUCAGUUAUUUCAGAUGAUAAGAUUUAUACAUUAUCUCAUAACAAAAUGAAUAGGUAUAGUAUUGAUUUGCACAUUCCAUUCAAAUAUAUAUUUAUUUUAUCUAUUAUUGUAAUCCUUCACUUAUUGUGGGCAAACAUUAGAAUUGUCGACAGUAGUGAAGAACCACAACAUAUACCAGAAGUGGACUAAGUAGAUGAGAUACACAAUACAUGUACUGAAUGAACACACACUGUGGUCAUCACAUCUAUCUACUGUCUUCUUUACUAUUAUAUAUAGGUAUAAUAGGUAUAAAUAAGGACUUUGUAGGCGAAGUAAACAAAAAUAAUAUUUUUGAGUUCUCACCCCUUAAUUUUGUUCAUUAUUAGCAGAAAGUAAGUUAAAUUUAGUAAAUUUACCUCCUUCACGUACCCCAAUGAGGUUGAAUAAGGUUAUUAGGAAAAUAGGAUUGAUUUGUCGUUUUUUGAUUAUAAUCUAAAAACUUUUAAACUUAUUGUAAAACUGUACCUAGAUUAUAGGUUUUUUUUUUUAUUAAAAAUAAAAAACUUAAAUAUACAAAAUUUCAUAAAUCUUAUUUUCUGAAAACAAUGAUAAAAUAUUGAAUAUUUCAUUUAUUUUGAAAAAUAGGCUUUUUUAUGAUUUUUUAAAUAUCAGAAUAACGGUUGAUUAUACUACAAAAUAUCCUAUAAAAAAAAAAAAAGUUAAUGAGUAAAUUGCAUUGAAUUAUCUGUUUUUUUUUUUUUUUUUUGUUAAAAUGGUAAACUUAAGAAAAUAAUAGUAUCUAAAAUAUUUUAUGUGUUUAAUUUUUAUCAUUUCAACUCAAUGCCAUCCAAUAUAUUUUUCUACCAUUUUCUAUACAGUCUUCAAGAUUAUUAUUUAAUCUUAAAUGAAAAAAUAUUUGCAGAUUCCUACACACCACAAUAAAAUUAUCAAAAAUUUGAUUAGAUACAGUGGUAUCUUCAUGCAAAUAACUUUGAAAAUAUUGAAAAGUGAUAAAAUAAAUGUUAUUUUUCAAAUAAUUGAAUAAAUGAAAUAAAAAUAAUGAAUAGUGACAGAAUUAUUAGUAUAAUGAUAACUGGAUAGUACAUUCUAUGCAAGCAGUCCCACAAAGAUAUAACCCUUAAAUAUCUCCGGAGAUAAUAAGUAUAAUCAAAUUCUAUUUUUUAUAUUACUCAUAGGAAUGAGGACUACAAAUAUUUAUAUUUAAAUUAAAAAUUACUGUUUUGUUAUUAUUUUCAGAAAAUUUUAAGACAGCCAUUGUGUAGAAUUUAUUUUUCGGAAAAUUUGAAUACAUCACAUAUUUUUAUCCGAUAAAUGGUUUCUAAGUAUCAGCCAUUUUCACACGGAUUAAUAGAAUUUAUAACGGCUGUAACUAUUCAUCAGAUAUAAAUAUGAGAUGCAUUUAAAUUUUCAGAAAAAUAAAUUUUACACAAUGGCAAAUAUAAAUAUUUGUAGUCCUCGUCUCUGUAAUAAUAAUAAAAAAAAAAAAAAAAAAACAGAAUUUGAUUCUUUAUUAUCUCUGGAAAUAUUCAAGGGGUAUAUCUUCAUGAGACAGCCUGUCUAAUAUGAUUUCCAUUGUAUAAUUAUCUCUAAAUAUGUAGGUAUUAAUAAAUUAAACUAUUGAGUUAACAUAUUAUAACAUUAUAGAUACUUUUAAUUUUCUUUUACUUUUAUCACUCUUAGAAAUUCAGUCCAAUGCAAUUUAUACUUAUUAACUUUUUUUAGAAAAUUAAAUUCUUUAACAUUUCUAUAUAGGAUAUAUUGUCAUAUUAUUAACUGUUAUUCUGACAUACUUAAAAACCAUAAAAAAAAUCAAUUUUUCAGCAUAAAUAAAAUAUUUUAUCAUUUUUCUUAGAAAAUAGAUUAAUGAAAAAUUGUAUAUUUAUGUUUUUUAUUCAAAUUAAAAAAACUUAUAAUUAAAGUAAAAGAAAUUUUUACAGUAAGUUGAUUAUACUCAAAAAAAAAAAAUACAUAUCAACUCUAUUUUACAAUUUUUCAUACCCAUUGAGGCAUGUGAAAGAGGUGAGUAAUCAUGACCAAAUUUAACACAAAUUAAUUUCUUACAAUAAUAAACAAAAUGGAGGGGUAAGAAAUCAAAAGUUAGCAAAUUAAAAAAAAAAAAACCCUAAAGUAUAAUAAUAUAGAUAAAUUUAAUAUAUUAUCUCACAAAUCAAAUAUAAAACAAAAAUCAAUUAUAUUUGCAGUAUAAUAGUAUAGUAUAAAGAAAAAAUACUGCUACUGCAUUAAGUUAACAUAUUUUUUAGGAAAAAAGACAAACAGCAAUGUUUUCUGCUACAUUUGCAAGUGAAAUACAGCUUUUGGCAACUUCCUACUUGAAGUCAGAUUAUAUAUUUGUCUCUGUUGGGGAAAUUGGAGGCGCAUGUAAAGAUGUGUUCCAGUCAGUUAUUAAAGUCACGAAAUUUAAUAAAAAAGAAGCAGUACUGAGUUUACUCAAAGAUAUGGGUUCGAUUUUUUUUUUAAUUUUAUGCAGACAUUUUACUAUAAGAAUUAUUUAUCCAAGUUUAAUUGAUAAAUUAUAUUAACAAAUAAUUGAACAUGUUAAUAUAAAUAAAUAAAUUUUUUGACUAUUAUUUUAGAAAAUUGUCAAGGUACUAUUGUAUUUGUUGAACAAAAAAGAAUGGCUGACUAUGUUGCUGCAUAUUUAAGUGAAAUGAAUUUUCCUACUACAAGUAUUCAUGGUGACCGUGAACAAGAAGAACGGGAACAAGCACUGCAUGACUUUAAAACCAAUAAAAUGAAAGUCCUUGUAGCCACUGCAGUUGCAGCUCGGGGACUAGGUAUUUACUACACUAGUUUUACAUGUAUAAAAUAAGGUUUAUUUUAAUUAAUUUAUAUUAUUAUAGAUAUAAAAGGUGUAAAUAAUGUGGUGAACUUUGAUCUACCAAAAACAAUUGAUGAGUAUGUACACCGAAUCGGGCGUACUGGUCGUUUAGGAAAUGCUGGAAAAGCAAUUUCAUUUUUUGAUCCAGAUUCUGAUAGUUCUUUAGCAUCUGAAUUAAUUAGAAUUCUCAGACAAGUAAGUUUAAACUGAUGUUAUAAAUUAAUUGAUUAUCUAUUAUAUUAUUUUUUUAUAUUUUUAUACUUACAUAGUUUUUUGAAAUUCCUUCCAUCUUAAAUAUAACUAUGAAAAACUAUUAAAAAAAGACACAUUCUUAAAAAUUAGCACAUCCUAAAUUAAUAUAUAUUUUUAUGUGAAUCUGUAUAAAUUAUAGGCAGAUCAAGAAGUACCAACAUGGUUAAAAGAGUAUGCUCAACACACAGGCUCUACACAAGCAUUUGAAGAUUUUAACGAUAUAAGAGAAGUAAUGUUCUUCAAAAAUAUUAAAUAUUAAUACAUAAUAUUAUAAGUGUUUAUAUAAUCUUAUAACUAUUUUAUUUAUUCAUAGUAAUAUUUUUAUUGGUAUACCUAAUUAAAAUUAAAUUAUUUUCAGUUUUUAAAACUUACAAAUUUGUUUGUUUUUUUUUUUAGAAUGCUGCUGCUCCAAUAAAAGAAAUGUGGUAG